AUGACUGGCUCAAAGGAUCUCUCUCCGUCAACUCUCUCCUUUGGUCGAGUAUUCUUCUACAAUCAAUUUUGUGCCAAACCCCAAUGGCCCAAUCCAGGCACCAACCUCUCAGGCAAAACAGCAAUCAUAACUGGUGCCAACACCGGGCUUGGCUACGAGGCUGGCCUGCAACUAUUAGACCUCGGACUAUCGCAUCUCAUUCUCGCCGUUCGAUCUCUCGAAAGGGGCAAUGAAGCCGCUGCCAAGCUACGCAAGCUACACCCCAAGACUACCAUCGACAUCUGGCAGCUUGAUAUGAGCUCGUAUGACUCUAUCCAGGAUUUCGUCAGCAAGGCCGAGCGCCACCCAGCCCGCAUUGACAUUGUGAUUCUCAACGCAGGCAUCAUGAAGAUGGCGUUCUCUAAGAAUUCAAGCACCGGACACGAAGAAACCUUCCAAGUCAACUACCUGUCCACGAUGCUCUUGGCAGGUCUUCUCUUGCCUAUCCUAAAGGCUAAGCGCCCAAACAACGCCGAACCUGCUCGGUUGACUAUUGUCAGUGCAGCACUUACUCUGGCGGCCACCUUUCCCAACAAGGAUGCCAACCCGCUACUCCCAUCCUUCGACGACCCGAAGUACUUCAGCACCGAGACAUACAACUCUUCCAAGCUGAUGGCGCACAUGUUCCUAUGGAAGCUCGUCGACCAUGUCUCCGCCGACGAUGUCAUCAUCAACCUGGCAGAUCCCGCUUGGUGCAAGGGCACCGCCCUCGGACGCGAUGCCCCUGGCUUGCUGAAAUGGGGUCUUUGGGCCUUUGGUGCAACUGGCAGAACCCCACGCGUCGGGGCUUCGUGUUUCGUUGAUGCUGUAGUCAACAAAGGGAAGGAAUCGCACGGCUGUUUCUUGAUGAGCUGGCAGGUCCAUCCAUUUGCUGCCUUGCUGUAUACACCUGAAGGCAAGGUGUUAAUGGACCGCGUCUGGGAUGAGACUUUGGCUGAAUUGGAUUUUGCUGGGAUCGGUGGUAUUCUGAGAACCAUGAAGGAUUGA
Molecule: messenger RNA, 1026 nt
Organism: Colletotrichum karsti
Lineage: Eukaryota; Fungi; Ascomycota; Sordariomycetes; Glomerellales; Glomerellaceae
Product: short-chain dehydrogenase reductase family
Exons: 2
Coding region: 1-1026 (341 amino acids)
Source: RefSeq, a predicted model, not a curated record